AUGAACAUGUCCCUUUUUCUGCUUUCCCGAAAACAUGGCAUGGACGUAGCCGCAUAUACACUUCCGAGUCCUACCACUCCUCGUCAAGCAUACUGUACGACCGUAAAUCAGCUCUUCAUCUGCACCUGCCCUCGUAAACCCACAUUCUCGAUCAUUAUCAACCCCAGAAGCGUCACAUUUGCGCCCUUCGGCGUGUAUUUUUCAGGCAGAGGAAGAAAAGAAUGUGAUUGGGCUCACUCAAUAUGUCAAUACCUGCAAACAAACCUCAGUUUUGAGCUCCAGAACAAUAUUUUCGCAUCUAAUUGGUUCCUCAUGCUCUGUAUGUCAGAAAUGGAUGGAUUGGGUGACCUGAAUUCGGAUGACCUUUGGGGAUUGAUGCUCCUGCACAACACAUGUAAACAACUCUAA
Messenger RNA from Laccaria bicolor S238N-H82, 408 nucleotides. RefSeq lists its product as uncharacterized. Lineage: Eukaryota; Fungi; Basidiomycota; Agaricomycetes; Agaricales; Hydnangiaceae. The record is from RefSeq and is a predicted model, not a curated record. The coding region runs from base 1 to 408 and encodes 135 amino acids. The transcript has 4 exons.